AUGAAAACAAUAGCCACAGAGAUUGAUCGGAUUGAAGAAGAGAUUAAAAGAUGUGAGACCCGAUUGGACGCCAUUGAAAGGCUAUGUCGAUUGACAAAUAUGACUGGUGAGAAAUGGGAGUCGAUACAAAAAGAAAAGGCUGCUUUGGAAAAGCAAGUGACAGACAAGCGUACAAAGCUGAAAGGUCUGCGCUGGGAGAACUGGAGGAGUAUGCUUGUGUCCUUGAUACUCUUAGGUUUUAUGUUUUGUAUAUUUUAUUGUCUCUAUUCACCAUCAUCUGUGACAAGCUCAGCCCAGUCAAGCUGA
Molecule: messenger RNA, 306 nt
Organism: Candidula unifasciata
Lineage: Eukaryota; Metazoa; Mollusca; Gastropoda; Stylommatophora; Geomitridae
Source: the annotation of a GenBank genome assembly